AGAAAAAUAUAAUCAUUUUGUACGUCUGCAAUUAUCGCAAUUUUAAUAUUGAUAAUCUUUACAAACAAAAGCUACUAUAAACGACUUCUCAGAAGUUAGAAUUCUAAGUUAUCAGUAACUAAAUGUCCUUUCAAUAUGAGGUGAGAAAAAUAAUAAAUAUUCGAUUCAGUAGUCAAGAAUCUUCAGGAAAAAGUCUACUACAUUUGAAAAAAUUAAAAUUUAUGAAAUUUAUAUUAUAUAAUGGAAGCACUUAAUUCUUCGAAUAUUUCCCAAGUGACAAUAUUUAAAUCUUCGAAUAUUGUCCUUGUUGACGUAAUUUUACCUGCUAUUCUAAUAGUCCUCAAUGGAAAAAUUGAUCGUAUUUAUCAAUAUCAAAAUGAAAGUGAAGCAGAAAAAAUUUUAAAUAAUCACAAUGGGACUGUUUAUGAUUUCGGUUCAUUAGUUUUAAUGCCGGGAGUAAUUGAUUCUCAUGUCCACGUGAAUGAACCGGGGAGAACUGAUUGGGAAGGUUUUGCAACUGCAACACGUGCAGCAGCUGUCGGUGGUGUUACAACAAUUGUCGAUAUGCCAUUAAAUUCGAUCCCUCCGACAACAACUUUAGAAAAUUUGAUAGUCAAGGUGAAAGCAGCUGAAGGCAAAACUUCCGUGGAUGUUGGAUUUUGGGGAGGUGUCAUACCUAGAAAUGAGAAAAAUUUAAAGGAUUUAGUGAACGCAGGAGUCGUUGGAUUCAAGUGUUUCAUGUGCCCAAGUGGAGUCGAUGAAUUUCCUUAUGUCCAGGAAAAAGAUAUUAUUUCAGCACUCAAGGAAUUACACUCUUUAAAUUCUCUACUCGCGUUUCAUGCAGAAAUGGAGAGUGAAGGGAAUGUUUCCGAACCGACUGGUAAUCCUAGUUUUUAUUCUACUUUCUUGGAGACAAGACCACCUUCCAUGGAACUGAGAGCACUAGAAGUUGCUACAACUUAUUGCAAAAAUUCUAACACGAGAUGUCAUAUUGUGCAUUUAUCAUCUGCCGAGGGUUUGAAAAUAAUAAAAGAGGCUAAAAGCGCUGGAGUGAAUUUAACAGCUGAAACUUGUCAUCAUUAUCUAAAUAUUGCCGCUGAAGAUAUUCCUAAUGGUGCAACUCAGUAUAAAUGUACUCCUCCAAUUCGUCAAAAAUCUAAUCAGGAUGAACUGUGGAAAGCGUUAAAAGAUAAGGAUUUAGAUAUGGUCGUUUCCGAUCAUUCUCCAUGCACCGAGGAUUUAAAAACACCUGGCAAUUUCCUGACUGCUUGGGGCGGAAUAGCUUCUCUGCAAUUCGAUCUAUCGCUGAUGUGGACUGGAGCAAGGCAGAGAAAUUUCAGUUUAAUAGAAGUGUCAAAAUUACUCUCCGCCAAUCCUGCUAAACUUGUUGGUUUCGACAAAUUUAAAGGCACUAUUAAGGAAGGAAUGGAUGCUGAUUUUGUUAUUUGGAACCCGGAAGAUAAAUUCACAGUAGAAAGGAGUAUUAUUUAUCAUAGGAAUAAGCUGACUCCAUACGAGGGAAGGACAUUAUUUGGAGUAGUUGUCGCCACUGUUGUUCGAGGACAAUUUGUCUACAAUAAAGGUAAAUUCGCAGACGUGCCAAAAGGACAAUUAUUACUGAAUAAGGAGUUUUUAACGAAAAUUAAUUAAUUCGUUUUUUUAAAAUCAAAAAUUACGGAAAUAAAUAAUAAAAACCAAAAAUUCGAAAAUUUAGCUGAAAAA
Leptopilina heterotoma is the source of this 1722-nucleotide messenger RNA. RefSeq names its product allantoinase. Gene Ontology annotation, biological process: allantoin catabolic process; purine nucleobase catabolic process. Gene Ontology annotation, molecular function: zinc ion binding; cobalt ion binding; allantoinase activity. The transcript has 11 exons. Lineage: Eukaryota; Metazoa; Arthropoda; Insecta; Hymenoptera; Figitidae. Gene Ontology annotation, cellular component: cytoplasm. The record is from RefSeq and is a predicted model, not a curated record. The coding region runs from base 241 to 1650 and encodes 469 amino acids.